Messenger RNA from Gryllus bimaculatus (two-spotted cricket), 573 nucleotides. The record is from the annotation of a GenBank genome assembly. NCBI's taxonomy places the organism in Eukaryota, Metazoa, Arthropoda, Insecta, Orthoptera, Gryllidae.
AUGGCAUAUGUUAAUAGCAUAAGGUUAAUCAACACAAGGAUGGCGUGGACGCCAGUGCAUUUCCUGCUAGCCACAACGUGUGCUGCGAUCUGGGCAGGACUAUCGCCUUGCGAAGCCUUCGAUCGUCAGAGAUCGUCUCUCCCAUUCUCUGUCAAUGCUGUCAUGAUGGGUAUGCAGUUCCACCAGGCAAAACUUAACGACCUCGACGCGCGCUUCAAAGCUUUGGAAGCCCAGCUGCAGGCGCUGCAGGACGUGGUAUCUGCGCCUCCACCCCCGCCCCCGCCCCCGCCCCGCUCUUCACCAGCCCUGCCGGGCCGCCGGACACGGCCCAAGGGAGUCGUUCCGGAACCUGGGCAUGGCGGCGACGACGCCAAGCGAGCCCUCCUCUGUCCUCGCGCGGCGGCUGCGCGCACGAACGACUUGGCGGCUGCUGGCGGAGCUGCGCCGCGGCGCGCGCCCCUUGGGCGAGCGACGCUGCGCGCGACAACGCGCUGCACGGUGCGGCGCGAGGGCCGCCAGGGCGACGCGCUCGCUGCUGUCGCAGCGGCGCCACGUCCGCGGCCGCGGGGCUAG